Coffea eugenioides is the source of this 1275-nucleotide messenger RNA. RefSeq names its product WUSCHEL-related homeobox 8. The coding region runs from base 160 to 993 and encodes 277 amino acids. The transcript has 3 exons. The record is from RefSeq and is a predicted model, not a curated record. Gene Ontology annotation, molecular function: DNA-binding transcription factor activity; DNA binding. Lineage: Eukaryota; Viridiplantae; Streptophyta; Magnoliopsida; Gentianales; Rubiaceae.
UUUCUCUCUGCCUGCUCCCCUUACUGACUCUAGUCUCUUCUUUACUUCAUUCAAGAAAGAUAAAAUUCUCAGGUUGCAGAGAGACAUAGAUUUUGUCUGUACAAUUUGUAAUGAGAGUACAUAACUGAAGUCAUCAAACCAAGCAAAGUAGCAUUCUUUAUGGAGUGGGAUAAACAACCACCUCAGCAGCCACAAGCAACAACAGCUGCUGCUGCAGCAGCAGCAGCAGAAGAACUCAAUAAUGGAGGAAUGUUUGUUAAAGUUAUGACUGAUGAACAAAUGGAAGUUCUCAGGAAGCAAAUUGCUGUUUAUGCUACCAUCUGUGAACAGCUUGUUGAUUUGCACAAAUCUCUCACUUCCCAUCAUGAUCUUGCAGGUGCCAGACUUGGAAAUCUGUACUGUGACCCCCUAGUGACAUCUGCUGGUCAUAAAAUUACUGGUAGACAACGUUGGACCCCUACACCUGUCCAGCUUCAGAUUCUUGAGCGUAUAUUUGAUCAAGGGAAUGGAGCUCCAUCCAAGCAGAAGAUCAAAGAGAUAACUAAUGAAUUGUUACAACAUGGUCAAAUAUCUGAAACAAAUGUCUACAAUUGGUUUCAGAACAGGCGUGCUCGAUCAAAGAGGAAGCAACAAGCAGCUGCAUCAAACAACAUUGAAUCGGAAGUGGAGACAGAGGUUGAAUCACCCAAUGACAAGAAGACAAAGCCAGAGGAUUUGCAGUCUCCACACAUUCCAACUUCAAGGAACGAGGAACUCUGCUUUCAGAACACUGAUGUAAGCUCAGGGAUGCUUUCCAUUGACCCACGUAGCAGUAAACCAGAGCCGAUGUUCCCUUCAGACGGCAGUUCAAAGUCAGCUGGGAGUUUUGGCCAGAUGUCCUUCUAUGGAAGUAUGUUAUCAAACCCAAGAAUGGACCAGUUGCUUGGGAAGAUGGAGGUACCGGAGAGCUACAACCCUUAUCUGCAUGCAGAAGAUUACAACAUGACAGGCUGAUUUAUUGUGUUUCCACUUGUUCCUCGUUUGUGUUUAGCAAAGUAAAAUAUCGAGGGUUGUAACUGAAGACAUUGUACGCAGUCCCCAACACAAAGUGAAAUGUUCGAGAGUUGUAACUGAAGACUUUAUAGGCAGUCCCUCCUCUUUGCAACCUGAUGCUGAUUAUUUUGCAGUGAUGGAUGUUAGAAGUACAUUUUACCAUGUCUAGAAUAUAUGCUUAGCGCUGAACAAUAUAGUUAGUUGGUUGGUUUUAUAUAUAUAUAUAUAUUUUUCAGGAUUGUG